This is a messenger RNA of Aaosphaeria arxii CBS 175.79, 330 nucleotides long. RefSeq lists its product as uncharacterized. Lineage: Eukaryota; Fungi; Ascomycota; Dothideomycetes; Pleosporales. The record is from RefSeq and is a predicted model, not a curated record. The transcript is spliced from 3 exons. Bases 39 to 275 code for a protein of 78 amino acids.
CAUACACCUUACCUCAACAACGCAAACCAAAGUAAACAAUGUCGCAGCCCUACCCUCAGCAGCAAGGCUACUACGGCCCACCUCCGCCUAACCAGCAAUAUGGUCAAUACCCUCCUCCUCAGCAACCGAUGUACUACCAGCAGGCUCCUCCGCCACCACAGGAGGAGAAGAAGGACCGCGGUUGCUUGGUGACUUGCUUGGCCACCCUCUGCUGUUGUUGGCUCUGCGGUGAAACCUGCGAGUGCUGCUUAGACUGCCUCGACUGCUGCUGCUAAGCGCAUCACCUAAAACACGACAAAGAUACGGUACAUUACAUUAAUCGGCGGACAA